This is a messenger RNA of Drosophila persimilis, 822 nucleotides long. RefSeq lists its product as uncharacterized. The transcript has 4 exons. Bases 1 to 822 code for a protein of 273 amino acids. The record is from RefSeq and is a predicted model, not a curated record. Lineage: Eukaryota; Metazoa; Arthropoda; Insecta; Diptera; Drosophilidae.
AUGGCUAAACUGCUCCUUGUGAUUUUCGGUGUGGCAGCCCUGGUGGCUGUCGGCCAGGCGGCGGCAGGUGCCUCGACACAGCAGCUGCCGCUGCAGCGGCUGAUUGCCGAGGAGCAGAGCAAAUGCGCCAGUGGCCAAGAUUCGAUGGCCUGCAUCAAAGAGCGUGCCAUGCGCUUUGUGGACAGCGUGAUGAGUAAAGACAGCUACACGCUCUCCAACCUGGAGGUACGCUCCAAUGGCCAGAAGAUGAGCCCGAUCAACGAUGCCCGUGCCCGUGCCAGCAGUGCCGAUGGCUUCAUGGAUGCCCUCGAGAACUAUAUCCAGGGCCAUGAUGUCAGUAUGAACUUGCCCAUGGCCGAUGCCAAGAUCACCGUCUCGGCUCGCAAUCUGGCCAACGACGAGCUUAGCUUGAAUCUGCAGCUAAACGGCGAUGAUGAUGAUAGUGCUGUUGAUGGUGAAGCCAGGGGUAAGAAGGGCAACAUCUUCAAGAAGGGCAAGAAGCACCGUCUCCGCAAGCUGGCCAUGCCCAUUCUGGUUCUCAUCCUGCUGAAGGCCAUCACCGUCAUACCAAUGGCCAUUGGUAUCCUCAAGAUAAAGGCGUUCAACGCUCUAGCCCUGGGCUUCUUCUCUUUCCUAGUCUCGGUUGGUUUGGCCAUUUUCCAAUUGUGCAAAAAGAUUGCCCAUGAUCAUCAUCACACCGCCCACAUCACCGCCCACGGCCCCUGGGAUGGUCGUACAUUUGGCUCCGUUGCCGUCCCUGCCCCAGUUGUGGAGCAGCCCCAGCAGUUGGCCCAGGAAAUGGCCUACAAGGGUUAUGUCUAA